CAUUUCUAGGCAGCAAGUGUUGAUGUUUUGACUUUAAAAACCCAUGAAUCUUAACCCCAUUAGUCUUAAACAUGCACUUAAUUGCUGUGUACAUGAUAGAAUCCUAAAAAACUGAAGCUAAGCUACAUGUCCUAGGCAAGACGUCAAUGGUCUGUUUGCUAACUAUAGAAAAACAAACUUGGAUAAGCAACUCAUAGAUUUGUACUUUAGUAGGUUAUGUUUCCCUUUUACUAGAGAAAAGAGUUUUGAGAAUGAGGACUAUAGUUUUGUAAAUGUUACACCAUCUUGAAUAAGGUAAGUUUGGUUGCCGGUUUAUCCAAAUCCAAUGCAGAGAAGAGAUGCUAACAUUCUCCUAAACUGUGAUAUAAUAGCAUCUCAGCUUCCACACAGUUGGGGAAUACAUGGCUUUUUUAACAUGAACUUUAACCACACAAAAUAAUUUUAAGUACUGUAACACUACUUAUGCUUCUGGCCUUUGUAGCUAGCUUACUUACGACUAGUAAGCUAGUCAUGCUAAUGUUUGUAGCUUAUACUUACAUUUGUAGCUUAUCCUGCACUCACACAUUGUUGGGAAGAAUAGAAAAACCUCCAGUUAUUCACUUAUUGUUCCAAGAUGGUUACUGGUUGCUGUCACAUAAUUUAAAUAGCCUAAAUUAGCUUUACUUGCUGUGUUAUGUAUUCGGAGCGUCUGUUAUGUAUUUGGGGCAACUUAACAAGUGAAACCAGAGACAAACAAACUCUGUAUAGUUCCUUUUAAAUAUGUUGAUUUGAUUGUUUUAGUGUUCAGAAUUAUUUAUAUGUAACUGCCAGGUGUUAUUCACCCACUAAAUAACACCUUAAAGUGUAAUAUUUUUACCAGAUGUGUCCCUAAGCAUAAGUUAUCAAUGCCUCUGCCAAUGAGCAGAGGAAGAAAAUAACUGAGUCAACAUCCCAUGCGGAUAUGAGGAACAGAGAGCGAGUGGGAGUGAAACAGCAGGAACGUGAGCACUGGAAAAAGAGUAAUCCAUACUUCAAAGAUAUCAAGAGUAAUCUGUAUUUAUGAUUCUGUGGAAAAUCAUGACAUUAUCUCACCCUCUAAAGUUUGCUGUACAUUUCAAGCUGGAGGGGAAACUGUCCUACUUCAGCAGAAAUCUGAGGUCAGCGCAGAAAAUAUUUCACGGCUUGUCAGACCUCUCUGCACAUGCUGGAUGCCAAGAAGAGUCCGCUGGCCCUGCUGGCGCAGACCUGCUCUCAAAUUGGUAAACCAGACCCUCCGUCCUCCUCCAAGCUGGGCUCCUCCUGCAGCCAGGGGGACAAGGAGUCCAGCAGUCGGUCAUCCGUCUCCAGCUUGAAGCUCGGGGAGCACCGCCCCUCCCUGGAGGACAAAUCUAGCUUCAAACCUUACAAUAAAGGCAGCGGAGACUGUCGCAGAGACGGAGUCACCAGCAGCAGCUCCAACGGCAGCAGUGAUAAAGUCGGGUUCAGGGUGCCCAGCAAUAAUAUUACCACUAAUGGAAAUUCAACCAAUGGCCAGCAGUCUUAUCCGCCCCACGCUGCCUCACCCAUCUCCAGAGCUAGCAGCAGCACCCCACCAGGACACACACAGCAGCAGCAGCAGCAGCAGCAGCAGCCUCACAAACAGAGCCAGUCCUCCCCUGGUGGACAGCCCACGUCACACUCCCAGACCCCGAACGGAGAGAGCGUGCACGAGCAGGGCAGUCCCACCAGCACGAGCAGCAGCAAUAACAGCCAUUCCAAAAAAGACACUGAAGUGAGCAAGGUGAACUCGGACAGCCCUCGCCUCGCAAACUCCAGCCACGUUCGAGCCAGCACAAACUGCAGUAACGGCAGCUCUGACGGUGGCUCCAACCACGAGGCAGGUAAAGCAGAGUCUGCCCAGCCGAGCCUCGGCCCUGGACAUAUUACACCCCUCUCUCCUUAUAAGACAAGCCAACCGCUCUUCCCCCUGCCCUCCUCUAAUAUGGGCUACCACGGGUCUGUAGUGGGGGCCUACGCGGGCUACCCGUCUCAGUUUGUUCCUGGGCUGGACCCGACCAAGUCGAGCCUCAGCGUGGGAAGCAUGGGAGUUCCAGGAAAGCACCCGAGCUCCAGCCCUCUCACGGGUGCCUCCCCUCCUUCCUUCAUGCAGGGUUUAUGCAGGGACCCCUACUGUCUCAGCUAUCCGAGUGUAUCCCACCUCGGCGGGAGCAACUGCAACUCCUGCAUCCACGACCCUUCCUCCAACCUCAAAUCAAGCUUCCCGUUGGUGUACCCCUCCCACCCUCUCCACUCCCUCCACCCCAGCUCUCUGUCAUCCAGCGUGUCCUCCUCCCUGUCCCAUCCCCUCUACUCGUACGGCUUCAUGCUCCCGAGCGACCCCCUGCCUCACGCGUGCAACUGGGUCUCGGCCGGGGGGCCGUGCGACAAACGCUUCGCCACUUCAGAUGAGCUCCUGGCUCACCUGCGCACGCAUACGGCCCUGCCUGUAGGAAUGGACAGUAAGCUGCUCUCUGUUUCCUCCUCUGGACCUGCCUCCUGUCACCUUCACCUCCCUCACCAGAGCAGCCCAGGCUCCAUGCCCAGCUCGCUCUCCCUCAGAGCUCCCCACAGCCUGGGUUUAGCUCGCUAUCACCCCUACAGUAAGGUCCAUCUGCCCCCUGGACCCUCCUCCAUCUCCCUGCACUCUCUGCCCACCACAGGCCCAUACUACCCUCAUUACGCUCUCUACAGUCAAAGACUUGGAUCUGCAUCUGCUCUGGGCUACCAGUGAUACAUCAUCUACUUAGAUGUUUAAAGGAAUAGUUUGACAUUUUGGGAAAUAUGCUUUUUUUUUUUGGGUGGAGAGUCAGAUGAGAAGAUUUAAACCACUCUCAUAUAAAUCUGUUAUAUAUAAGGAUCAAGCAAGAAGCUGGUUAGCUUAGCUUAGCAUGAAGACUUGAAUCAGAGGGGAACAGCUAGCCUGGUUCUAUGAAGGUAGCAAAAUUUGCCUACAAGCAUCUCUAAAGCUUGCAAAUUAACACAUCUUGUUGGUUUAAUCCACGCAAAAAAAAGCGUAAAAAUGACAAUAAGCCAUUUUGUGGGGGACUAGUUGCUAGGCAACCUGUGGCAACUGCCAGCCAAGAUAUAAUGCAGCACAUUACCCCUCAGAAAACGGUGGAUAAGCCUAUUGUCGUUGUGUUUGUUCGGAUUGAACAAAUGAAAGAGGAGAAGGUAGGCCGAUUCUGUUACCACUGGGCAGAGCAAGGCUAGCUGUUUCCCUCUGUUUCAAUUCUUUAUGCUAAGCUAAGCUAACCAUCUUCUGGCUGUAGACGUAUAACAGACAUGAGAUAGGUAUUAAUCUUCUCAUCUCAUUUUCAGCUAGAAAGUGACAAAGUAUAUUCCCCAAAAUGUCAAACUACACCUUUAAGUUAGUACUUAAUUACAGCAAGUUGCUGCUUUUUCUGACUUAAGACUGGAUUCAAGUGGAACUAGGAUGGUAGCGCGAGUCCUGGAUUUUGCCUUGAAAGCGUCUUCACACUUGCUUUAACACAUUAUAAACGAGAUUCAGUGUUCCUCUUCAGACUGAGGACCACCGCUAGAGAUCAGAGGACACACGUGUGGCUCUUGCAUGUCUGCACACAGCUCGGAUACUUCCGCAACAGACGCCCUCAGAUGACUUUUUUGUCACCCCAUGGGUUCGGCAAAUCGACGGUCGGGAACGCAGCGUAACAGCAGCUCUCGGUCGUUCACAGGGUUCUCGCUGCGAAUGACGAUGAUGAUGAUUUAGUGCAGGAAAACGUAGUGUGGCAGGGAAGGCAAUAAGCUGAAGUCGUGGGCUGAUGUAAGUCUGGCCACUGUCGCUUUCUCCCCGCAAGAGAUGCAUGUAAGCUCGACACAGCAUACACACUUACAGUUUAUACAGCCCCAUGGUUUGUGAUGAUUUGUUUUGGUUCUUUAUGCUUUGUUUAUUCCUACUGAGAAGAUGUAUUUAUUUUAUACUGGGAAUCUGGCUUUCAUGUUUACCAUAUAAAUCUAUUCUCAUUUUACAGUCCUCUGAGCAGACAUGUGGAAAGCCAGAUGACAGAUGUUGAAUAUGUUGAAUGUUGAAAUCACAUCUCUCUCUCUCUCUCUCUCUCUUUCUUCCUCUCUCUCUCUGAACUCCUCAGCGUUUUGAUCUCUUUUUUUUUUAAAUUUCACAGCAAAUCAAUAAAAAUGAGAUGUGAUAUUUUUUGUAAAAUUGGAACACCAUGUUCCAGUGAAAGGGGAGGUCAUAUUUUGUUAAAUAAAUCAAAGUGAAGAUGUA
This is a messenger RNA of Thunnus maccoyii (southern bluefin tuna), 4261 nucleotides long. RefSeq names its product zinc finger protein 703-like. Gene Ontology annotation, cellular component: nucleus. Gene Ontology annotation, biological process: negative regulation of DNA-templated transcription. Bases 1181 to 2749 code for a protein of 522 amino acids. NCBI's taxonomy places the organism in Eukaryota, Metazoa, Chordata, Actinopteri, Scombriformes, Scombridae. The record is from RefSeq and is a predicted model, not a curated record. The transcript has 2 exons.